AUGUGUCAUAAGGAGCCAUCAGCUGUUGUUCAUUUUGAGACUAUGCCUGCAUAUCAAGGCGAUGACUUGGUGACUGAUAUUCGGGUGGAUGGGACUCACUUGUACGAAAAAUACAAGGAUUGUCUACUAGUGGCAGUUUCACAGGAUGACAACAACAAUAUCAUCCCAAUUGCGUUUGCUAUUGUGGAGGGAGAGACUUCUGAUGCGUGGCACUUUUUCCUUAGUAACCUUCGUCAGCAUGUUGUCACUUGGGAUGGUGUGGGACUGAUAUCCGACCGUCACGAAUCCAUAAAUGCAGCUGUGGAAAGGAGAUAUUCGAGGACGGUGCGGGAGUACGAAGUGCGUUACCAGCGGUUACGAGAACGGGGCGAGGCCUACACUAACUGGUUAAACCGAAUCCCCCGCGAGCAGUACGCGUUGGCUUUUGAUGGUGGAUAUCGAUGGGGUCAUAUGACGACGAAUCUAGUGGAAUGCAUCAAUUCAGUAUUGAAGGGUGUACGCAAUCUCCCUGUUACUGCCCUUGUGAAGGCAAUAUUCUACAUGCUUAACGAGUUGUUCACCCGGAAAAGAGAUGAGGCGGAAGCUCGGAUUAAUGCUGGCCAUGUGUUUUCUGAUGUCGUAACCUCGAAGUUGCAUGCAAACCAACUUGCAUCAGGAAACAUUCAAGUUAGUUGCUUUGACCGGCAGAAUGAAGUCUUUGAGGUGCGUGAGAUGCCAAGUGAACUGGAGUUUGCAGUCGACCUACGUGGCCUUCGAUGUGACUGUGGUGAUUUCCAGGUGGACCGGAUCCCCUGUCGACAUGUGUUCGCAUGUUGUGCCAACCAGCGACUAGAUUGGCAAGUGUAUGUGCAUGAUGUGUAUAAGAUGGACCAAGUUCGGCGGGUGUACCGAGCAAGGUUUAGGCCACUAGGUAAUCCCACUACAUGGCCUACUUACAAUGGACCUCGGUUCAUGCCAAAUCCGUUCCUCAGACGCAUCAUGAAAGGUCGCCCCAGAAUGACGCGCUUCUUGAAUGAGAUGGACACGCGAAUGUUACGUUGGCCUAGGCGAUGUAGGCCAUGUGGAGCUGAGGGACACAGCCGAAGCAGAUGCCGUUAG
Molecule: messenger RNA, 1098 nt
Organism: Arachis ipaensis
Lineage: Eukaryota; Viridiplantae; Streptophyta; Magnoliopsida; Fabales; Fabaceae
Source: RefSeq, a predicted model, not a curated record